Messenger RNA from Dictyostelium discoideum AX4, 1356 nucleotides. It is a transcript of the gene serS, whose product is annotated as seryl-tRNA synthetase. Lineage: Eukaryota; Evosea; Eumycetozoa; Dictyosteliales; Dictyosteliaceae. Gene Ontology annotation, biological process: seryl-tRNA aminoacylation; tRNA aminoacylation for protein translation. Gene Ontology annotation, cellular component: cytoplasm. The transcript has 3 exons. Gene Ontology annotation, molecular function: ATP binding; serine-tRNA ligase activity; nucleotide binding. The coding region runs from base 1 to 1356 and encodes 451 amino acids. The record is from RefSeq and is a predicted model, not a curated record.
AUGGGUUUAGACAUUGUACUUUUCCGUGCCGAUAAAGGUGGAAAUCCAGAUCUUAUUAGACAAUCACAAAAAGUUAGAUAUGCAAAUGUUGAUGCUGUUCAAGAAGUUAUUGAUUUAGAUAAAGUUGUUAAAGAAACUAAAUAUAGAUUAGAUAAUACAAAUGCUGAAUAUGCUAAACUUAAUAAAUCAGUUGCUAUGAAAAAGAAAGCAGGUGAAAGUGCUGAUGAAAUUAUUGCACAAGCUGAAGAAUUAAAUCAAAGUAUCAUUAAAUUAAAAGCUGAAGUUAGCGAAGUUGAACUUUUACUUAGAAAGAAAUUAAGACCAAUUGGUAACAUUGUACAUGAAUCUGUACCAAUUGAUAAUAAUGAAGAUAAUAAUCAAAUUAUUAAAACAUGGGGUGAAUGUAAAACAUCAGAAGGUUUAUUACAUCAUCAUGAAUUAUUAGAGAUGAUUGAUGGUUAUGAUCCAGAAAGAGGUACAUUAGUUAGUGGUCAUAGAUGUUAUUUCUUAAAGGGUAUUGGUGUUUUAUUAAAUCAAGCAAUCAUUAACUUUGCAUUAAUGCAUAUGACAAAGAGAGGUUCAGUACCACUUCAAACACCAUUCUUUAUGAAUAAAGAUGUUAUGGCAAAAACCGCCCAAUUAGAACAAUUCGAUGACGAACUUUACAAAGUCACCGGUGACAAUGAAGAGAAAUACUUGAUUGCCACCUCUGAACAACCAAUCUCUGCCUUCCAUCAAGAUGAAUGGAUCGAAGAGAAAGAUUUACCAAAGAAAUACGUUGGUUAUUCAACUUGUUUCCGUAAAGAAGCCGGUUCACAUGGUCGUGAUACUUGGGGCAUUUUCAGAGUACAUCAAUUUGAAAAGAUUGAACAAUUCUGCAUCACUGAACCAGAGAAGUCUUGGGAUAUGAUGGAGGAGAUGAUCAAUAACUCUGAACAAUUCUACCAAGAGUUGGGUAUUCCAUAUCGUGUCGUUAACAUUGUUUCUGGUGCUCUCAAUAAUGCCGCCUCAAAGAAAUACGAUUUAGAAGGUUGGUUCCCAGGUUACAAUCAAUACAGAGAGUUGGUCUCUUGUUCCAAUUGUACCGAUUAUCAAUCACGUGAUCUCGAAAUUCGUUGUGGUAUGAAGAAACAAGGUCAACAACAAAAGAAAUACGUUCAUAUGUUAAAUUCAACACUCGCUGCCACAACUCGUGUCAUUUGUUGUAUCCUCGAAAAUUAUCAAACUGAAGGUGGUAUCACUGUUCCAGUUCCACUUCGUCCAUACUUGGGUAAAGACUUUAUCCCAUUCGUUAAAGCUGCUCCAAAACAAAAAGCUAUCCCAAAACAAAAAACAACUACUCCAGAACAAAAAUAA